Messenger RNA from Oryzias melastigma (Indian medaka), 903 nucleotides. Its product is annotated as cytochrome P450 3A40. The record is from RefSeq and is a predicted model, not a curated record. The transcript is spliced from 8 exons. The annotation marks the transcript as partial. NCBI's taxonomy places the organism in Eukaryota, Metazoa, Chordata, Actinopteri, Beloniformes, Adrianichthyidae. Gene Ontology annotation, molecular function: iron ion binding; heme binding; oxidoreductase activity, acting on paired donors, with incorporation or reduction of molecular oxygen, reduced flavin or flavoprotein as one donor, and incorporation of one atom of oxygen.
AAACAGGGAAUCUUCAAUUUUGAUGAACAAUGUCGUAAGAAAUAUGGGAAAACAUGGGGCAUUUAUGAUGGCCGUCAGCCUGUCCUGUGCGUCACAGAUCCUGCCACCAUCAAAGCCGUUCUGGUUAAGGAGUGUUACUCUCUUUUCACCAACCGCAGAAAUUUCCGUCUAAAUGGGCCGCUGUACGACGCCGUCUCUAUCGCUGAAGAUGAUCAGUGGAGGAGGAUCCGCAGCGUUCUGUCUCCAUCCUUCACCUCAGGAAGACUCAAAGAGAUGUUUGACAUCAUGAAGCACCAUUCUGCUAACCUGGUCAGCAGCAUGAAAAAGAAGGCAGACAAAGAUGAACCCUUAGAGCUGAAGGAGUACUUUGGUCCGUACAGCAUGGAUGUGGUCACCAGCACAGCCUUCAGUGUGGACAUCGACUCACUGAACAACCCCUCAGACCCCUUUGUCACUAACAUCAAAAAGAUGCUCAAGUUUGACUUUCUGAACCCUCUUCUCCUUGCCGUUGCUUUCUUUCCAUUCCUUGGUCCCAUACUGGAAAAGUUUGAGUUUUCCUUGUUCCCUGCAUCGGUCAUGGACUUCUUUUUUGCUGCACUGCGAAAAAUUAAGUCGAAUCAUGAGAACAACAAGCAAAAGAGUCGAAUUGACUUCCUGCAGCUGAUGAUCGACUCCCAGAAGAACAACCAGAACGGCCAGCUGGAUAAAGGUUUAAGUGAUCAUGAGAUCCUGUCUCAGUCCAUGAUAUUCAUCUUUGCCGGCUAUGAAACCACCAGCAGCUCUCUGACGUUCUUGGCUUACAAUCUGGCAACAAACCCAGAGGUCAUGAAGAAGCUGCAGAAGGAGAUAGACGCCACCUUCCCUAACAAGGUCUGUGAUUUCGAAUGAAAAGAGAUUUAAAAA